Molecule: messenger RNA, 1560 nt
Organism: Gasterosteus aculeatus aculeatus (three-spined stickleback)
Lineage: Eukaryota; Metazoa; Chordata; Actinopteri; Perciformes; Gasterosteidae
Gene: pane1
Product: proliferation associated nuclear element
Source: RefSeq, a predicted model, not a curated record
CGUCGUACGCCCAUUCGGAAAAGAAGCGCGACGGCUCAACCGUCCCGGCAACAAGCCCCUCGGUUCGCGCUCGCGUGAGAGGCGCGGAGCGGAGCAGCAUGGCGCCGCUGAGGCCCCUCAGCCGGCUGCCCGGCCUCAACUCGGCGAACGUCUUGCUGGUGGAGAGCGAGGAGCAGUUUCAGCAGAGAUUAGCAGACCGCCUGGUGGAGGAGACCACGUUCACCGUCAAUGUGAGGCUGGCCAAGAGUCUGCCUCUGCCCGUGGAGAACGAGGAGAGCCGGCCGAGGAUCGACCUGGUGGUGUUCAUCAUCAACCUGACCUCGGAGCUCAGUUUACAGUCAGCAGAAGCUUCGGUGAAGUGUUUGGACCACAGAUAUUUCCUUGGAAAAGUCUCCUUCAUGGUCACUAAUGCUCGUAACGUGGCGGCCCCCGGCGAGCGCCUGGACGCCGUCAGGAAGCUGGCUGCCUCGCUGCACUGCGCCCUGCUGUUUGCAGAGGAUCAGACACCAGACGGCGUGACCAACGCCACAGAGAGGCUGCUGACCAUCCUGAAGGUGGCAGCCGGCCUUGUUCCCAUGACUACCGCUCUCUACCUGUCCAACCUGACCCGCGGCACCGCGCUCCGGGACAUCGACCAGCCGAGCUUUGAUUAAGUUGUGUUUGUGCGCGCUCUCCCAAAAGAGAUUUCCCCUUUUUGUUUGACGUAAUGCAUGUGUGCAGCUGCAGUUUUUUUGUUCAGACUUGCGGAGGACUCCUUCAGCCUCUUGAGUCAGGCUUUGAUACGGUGUCUUUAUCACCAUAGAGCUGUUAGCGUAAAGCUUUUACAAAGCAGCCGUCUGUCUGAUGGACGCGUGUUUCAACAGGGCGAAAAGGGACGUAAGUUAUCACUGUUCAUUAUGGUCCCGUUACAUCUUCACAUCCAAAUCCUAUGAGUCGCACACAAGAACUCCAUGUAGGUCGUGUUAAUUACACUUCAGUUUCACUCGUCGUUAUUAAAGUCACGAGUGACGUCGCUAAUUGGCUGUUUGUUUCGACGGACCCCUUCAUCUCACAGUGACUCACAGCUACAAUAAAUCUCCAUUUCUUGAUGCAUAAUCAAUCAUUUAAAGAUUAUCUACACCGUUACAACACUCACAUAGAUUUGUCUAAUAGUUUUAGCGGAUUAGAGCUUUAGUUGAUUGAAACAAUGUUGUUUCCAUAGUAGCUGCUCUAACUUUGAACCUGAACAAAGGUCUAAUCGCCCUGCUUUAAACAGACAUAAAGAACCUGUGUUGCAUUUUAGAUUAUACUGCGGGAACCAGAAGAACCUGGUGGUGCAUUGCUUAAGUCAAUGCCCAGUGUAUAUAAUUCUAAUGCAGCACCAUAUGCCUUUAUGUACAUAAUGUGUGCAUUGAUGCUUUUAACAAAGAACGUGUGUCAACACAGUGAUAUUACACAUUAAAUGUUCCUGUUGCCACUGAUUGGAUUUGAGUCUUCUGUCCUGAAUACCAGUAAAAUGCUUAAUUACUGACUAGAUAGCCAAGAUAAUAUGAAUAAAGAAAAUAAAUGUUGCAAAACAGA